UCUUGGGAAAGAGAGAAUGUGUCAUUUGGUGUAUCGCGCCUCCGUCGUGGACAUUCGUUUCUGUGUUUUUUUUUUCUGCUCCUGCUGUGUGUAUCGUCGUCGCUUCUAGUGAGUUUUAAUCAAGCUUAGUAUAGAGUGCUACGGAGCUCCAAAACAGUGUCGCCGCCAGCAAUAGCAGCAGCAACAGCAGCAAUCGUGAAGCAGUGAAACAAGAAUAGCAAUAGCAGCAACGGUGUCGUGGUGGACCGCAUAUUUAGGAGGAAACUAGUUUUCUUUCAUCGCGCGAGGGCUGCCUUUUACAUACUUUCGAACGUUUUUCGAACGGCAGCAGCAGCAGCAGAAACGUUGUGGACAAAACGUUUCAGUGUUUAUCCCAUUGGCGCCUUGUACUACAUACCACACGCGCGAACCAAAGGCUCCGGAUUAGGUCGAGGCCUAAGGAAGAGCGUUUUUCAACGAUCGACGAGUGUUAUCGAGUGUGAAAAUGCUGGCAGCAGCAGCAGUCGUCACCGUCGUCGUCGAUAGAUCGCUGUUUACGUGAGCUGCACGCGCGCUACAAGAAAAGAAAAACGGGCUUACCAUCAGCAGCAACCAGGCCAACCCCAGGCUGAGGAAAAUACAGGGCGCCGCGCAACCUGGGAAGAAGUGAGGGAAAAGUUCCACGGAGUGAGUGUGCGUUGCGAGUUUGAUUGGAGCGAAAAACGGAAGAAGAUUUAGAUUCAGUGCAGUGCACAACGGUCGGUGGAGGAAAAUAAGAGCAACAACUUGGCGUUCGAGAUUGCGCAGCGAGAGCUCCAGAGGAUUUGGGCGAAGGAAAUGUAGGAUCUUGUGUGUCGGAAACGUCGUCGUCGUCUUCGCGGGGUAUCGAAAGUCUCGAGUGUGAGCCGAGCGUGAGCGUGAGUGAGCUCCAUGGACACCAUGGAGUAGAAAUGCGCAUAGCCUACUAGUUUGUGAAUCGAAGCAGGCGAUCGUCGUAUCCAGCAUUGUCACCGUCGUCGUCGAGUGAAAAUUGUCUGGUCCAAGUGAAUCGAAUUGGAAGUGAGCAAAAAGUGUCUCUAAAUCGAUUGAAUCGUGGUAAAAUCAAAGUAUAAGCGAGAAAAAAAAAAGUUCUUCAAAGUGGCUCAAAUCCAUCCACAUCUAGCAGCCAGCCAGGCAGCCAAGAGCUGAAGUGAAGAAAGUGGUUAAAGGCUGGUAUUAAGUGAGUUGAGUGAGAAGAAGCCGAAGCAUAAGCAGAAGAAGCGAAAGAAGCCGCGAAAUAGCUAAUAAGAAAGUGUUUGUGGAGCGAGCGAGAAGUGAAGAAACGAGCGGAAGAAGCAGAAGACGAAGAAAUAGGUUCCAAUCGAAGAUCUCUCAGGGAACUUCAGGCAGAAACCGCAGCAGUUCGAGAGGGAAGCCGCACUGGAGGACGGAAUAAAUUAUGCCAAAAAGUUCCAGCAAUGCAGAUUUACCACUCGGCUGGGAGAUUAACACGGAUUUUGAUGGGAAGGUUUAUUUUAUUGAUCAUAUUAACAAGAAGACCACAUGGAUCGAUCCUCGUGACAAACUCACCAAGCCAGAAACGUUUGCCGACUGCAUCGGAAAUGAGCUGCCUUUCGGCUGGGAGGAGGGUUACGACCCGCAAAUCGGGACCUACUACAUUAACCAUAACUCGCAAGCGACCCAGCUCGAGGACCCGCGGCUGGAGUGGAAAAGCAAGCAGGAGGAGAUGCUUCGCGAAUAUCUCUGCUCCGCACAGGACACACUGGAGGCAAAGAAGGAGAUCUUCAACGUGAAAACGCAGCGGCUGCACCUGGCACAGGAGGAGUACAACCACCUCAAUGCCCUGGCCGCCAGUAGAACUAGUUUAUGUUCUUCAACAAGCUCAUGUAGUACAAAGUUCGAUCCAGAACUGCUGCGAGCGGACCUCGCACUGGCCAAGGAGCGCGUGUUCCGACUCAAGAAGGAACUGUCCCGGAUACAGACAGAAAUGCAUAAUACUCAAAAGGGAGUCGAUACCCUGUCUGGUGUCGAGCAAAAGCUGAACUCCCACAUCAACGGCUGCUACAACAUAACCGAGGCCCAAGCCAUACUGGAGGAGGUGAAGAUGAUUCAGAAAUCUCUGAUAACGGGCGAGAAGGAGAAGAAGGAACUGAUGAAGAGCCUGGCGCAGGUCAAGGACGAUCUGACGAGGCUUCAGCUGCGGCAAGAGAGCCCGGAUGCGUCCACUUUCAACCUGGCGCAGGAUCGGGUGUGCGCCGCUUCCCAAACGGACCUAUGUUCGGACAGCUUCCCGAUGGGAGCCCGGGAGAUGGCCAAGAUGCGCCAACGGUACGACGAGUGGCGAAGGCGAGUCAAGGAGAUACAGGAAAAGCUGGCCGCUUUGGAGGAAAAGAUCCGACCCGGAGAGGUUGAAUCCGACCAGGAUCGGUUGCUACUGUUCCAAGAGAAGAAACAACUCCUACUCGAGUACCGUAGCAUUACGCCCAAAUCCCGAUCGCAAACCGAGAUGAAGCGGAUACAGAGCAUCUGCAAGAAGCUGGAAGCAGAUCUGAACAUGGCGUACGAAGAGUCCAACCAAUGCAUAGCGACCCGGCUGAAGCUGCACGAAGAGAAACAAGCCCUACUUCAAAAGCUCCUGGAAGCGCUCAAAGAGUUCACUCACCUCGAAAACCAACUCAAAUCCCUGUCCGCUAGCACCCUCUCCAUCAGCAGUAGCUCCAGCUUGGGAUCUCUAUCAACGGCGAGCAGCAAAGGAUCACUCAGUGGGCUUAGCUUUACCGACAUCUAUGGUGAUCCACUCUCGACGGAACCCCAAAUCGACAUGGUCGACAUCAACCGGCGAGUUCAGCGGUUAUUCCACCCCAGUUCGGAAGUGUCGUUAUCGCCACGUAGCAGCUUAUCUCUAGAGACUCCACCUGCCUCUCCCAUGAAGAUGGAAUGGAAUGGCGGCGAAGCGUCGUCCAGUAAGAGUUCCGCUCCGUACAACAUUCCAGCGCCGAGUUACAACUCCGAGUACAAUCUGGACAAACAGAGACUGGAAGAGCAGCUGCAGGAUCUUAAGAUUCGUCAGCUCGCAAUCGCCCCGCUCUCGCCAAUCUACGAGAAACCUUCGUACCUAGAUAUCCCACCUGCCGUCAUUCUGAGUCGGUCGUCUUCCACCUCCAAUACCCGGUCUGUCUCGACCACGGUGAGUGACGAAUCCGUGGCCGGCGAUUCGGGAGUCUUUGAAGCGUCACGGGCCCUGCUCACCAACAAAGAGUGCGCCCAGAUUCAGAUCGGCAUACGGUACACCACGGCAGACAGUACCCUGCGUAUAGCGAUCGAGAAGGGACGGAACUUGACGGCUCUCUGCAUACCGGACGGGUGCCAGCUGUUCAUCCGGGCUAUUCUUCUGCCCGGUACGGCGACUCCCUUCAUUCGAACUAACAGCGUGACGGACUUUGUGAAGCCGGUCUUCCGGACGUCGCUCUUAACGCAGCUGCCCCUGGAGAAGGUGUACACGAAAUCGCUGCACAUCAAGGUGAUGAUCAUCGUCGGCGGACAGCGGGAGGAUUGGGUCGGUAGUGCGCAAAUCAGCUUGGCAGAGUUCAUCCCGACGGACGGCACCAGCAAGUGGUACAACAUCAUCAGCCGGAAGUCGAUGAACGAGCUGGACGGGCUGGAGGGCUGCUCGGCGGGUAUUAAGGAGGAAUCAUCCGACGAUUCGACGAUCAUUUCGUCCCAGACGUCGACGCUGACGCGGAACCAAGGCCAGGAAGAACUGCAGGCAGUGCUGGAGAUGGUGUACGACGGGCUGGGCGUGGAGGAUUGCGACGAGGACGAGGAAGAUGAGGAGGAGGAGGAGGAAGAGGAGGAAGAGGAAGGGGAGAACGAGGAGGAGGAGGAAGAGGUGCUGGUGGUGAUCGACGAGGAGGCUGCCAGUCAAGCGGCAACGCAACUGAUGCUGGAGGAGUACAUGAAUAGCGUAAAGGGUACGGUCGCUUCCGAGGUGGACGACGUCGCAGAGGCAAUCGCGCUGGCCGCCGUCGAGAAGGUCGACAAGGAAACGAACACGGAGUGUGCCUUCCUGCCGGAGAAGGGCCGCCGGCGUUUGCACGAUCCGGCCCGCAGCAGUAACGGCACGAUCGAUGAAAAUGCAGUCAUCGACGAUCGGCUCGUGAAGCGGUCGCAAACCUUUUCGCCAAGUGCCGUCGCCAGCAAGGCCCGCUACAUCUGCCGGUUGAACCGAAGCGAUUCGGACUCGGCCAUGCACUUCAACAACCCCGUGACGCCGCAUCCGUUCAAGCGGGGGGCCGUCGAGCGACGGUCCCUGCGGUAUCACAGCCGAACUCUCAAGGUGUACCACAAAAUGCACCCGGCAGUGCCACGUACUAGUCUGGAUCUGGAACUGGAUCUGAAAGCGCAGCAAACGAAGCUGGAAACCCUGACGGACGAGAUCGGCCGGCUGCGUGAUCUGAAGAAACGAUUGGAGCUGGCGAGGGACAACAACGACGUCAAGGUGGCCACCUGGGCGCUGGAGAACGAAGACUUCCUCAAGCUGAUCAAGAGCGCCGGCAGUGCGACGACGCCGGAGGAGAAGCACCUGGCCAAACUGCUGCACAAGACCUCCAAGGAGAUCUACAAGCUACGAAAAACCAAAGCCGGCAAGGGGCAGCUGGAUCUAAUUUCGUUCAAAGAAAAGAUGGCCUUCUUCACCCGCCGGGGAGUUUCCGUGCCGGAACUGCCAGCCGAUAUCCUGCAGCAGGAUGAUGGCGAAGACCUGUCGACCAGUUCGUGUAAUUCUCCAACCAAACCGGUGGAUCCCAGCGCGGAACCACCGUCCUCCUCCUCUGCGAACAGCAAGGGAUGCCAGUUUUCGUACGACGACGUUGAUCGGACAUACGGGGUCGAGGUUUGAACCCAAUGAAAAAUGCAUACCCAAAACAAAACAAAACAAAAAAAUGACGGAACAUGACAACUUUGACGGGCUCCGGGAUCGUCAAUACAGGAAUGGAUGCUGGACCCCACUGGGAAGGUAUGGUGUUCUAAGAAAAAGAAAAAAAAGGGGGGGAUUUGAUUACACUAAACAUUAGGAGAAGCCAAACUCUGUGCUUUGUUCUGCGAACCAAAGCUCUACGUGCAUUUACGAGAUAAGAUUUUAAAGCUGAUUAAGGUUGGGUUUUCCGGGAGAGAAGACCUACUACUAUUACUACUGUGUACUACUACGACUACUACUACUACAACUGAGCUGUAUAGUUAGUUCUCCGCGUUAUUACCUAGGGAAAGUUAGCGCGUUGCGUUGCGAGGAUUUCUCCUACGAAGCUUGCGCGAUUUUAGCCAGUGAGAGUAUGAGUGCGAAUGUGGGGGCGGAGGGUGGGAAUUGUGUUUCAUGACUGACUGAGAACGAGAGAAAGUUGCAGCCGAUGGAGUCAAGGUGGAAUGUGCAAUAACUUUGUAAAUAUAUUUAAAAACCGAACAGGAAGGAUGAGUGUGCGAGCGUGAGUGUAUCGGUGUCGUCAGAGAUAGGAAAGAAGCAUAUUUUUAAA
Messenger RNA from Ochlerotatus camptorhynchus, 5504 nucleotides. RefSeq names its product kibra (gene kibra). Gene Ontology annotation, molecular function: molecular adaptor activity; kinase binding. The record is from RefSeq and is a predicted model, not a curated record. Gene Ontology annotation, cellular component: cytoplasm. The transcript is spliced from 9 exons. NCBI's taxonomy places the organism in Eukaryota, Metazoa, Arthropoda, Insecta, Diptera, Culicidae. Gene Ontology annotation, biological process: regulation of DNA-templated transcription; cell migration; negative regulation of organ growth. The coding region runs from base 1418 to 4876 and encodes 1152 amino acids.